UCUCUCGAAUACCGUAGCCUUGCGACACUGACGGUGAGGUGGAUAAAUCCGCUUCGUAUAAACGCGCUUGCGUAUCAAGUACUGAAACGUCAAACACGAGAGAAUCGAAUAACAUCAUUUUAGUAUUAUGACAUUAUAAUAUGUAAUAUCUGUCAUAGGAGAAUAUGCAUGCAUCACGACUCGAUUUUUUUCAUUUAAUCCAGUUGGUGUUCAGUUUCUGAACAGUGACGACGUUACGUAGCCGUUCGACUAGUGUAAAUAAGUAUUCAUUAACAAACGUUUGCGUGCUGAGUGCAUGUGACAUGUGACACACCAGUCUCAAAUGUCUUCCCCGAAAACUUCUAAGUACUCAGACAAUUAUCAACGUUUUAACGAUGAUGCUAAUACAACUUUUGAACAAGAGAUUUCCCAACAAUCAUGUCAAAAAUAUGGAUCAAUGUUAUCGUAUUCUUUCCCAGGGAAGCAUAUAAAUUCACCAGGAAGCAAUAGCGAAACCAAUCAGUUGCCACAACAAUUUGAUACUGAUGAAAUAGAAAGAGACACCAUGACUAAUAAUGCUAUACUUCCUUUACACGAUUCCCUUUCAGAUCAUGAUUUGUAUUGGGAAAUGAAUUAUCAUAAGGCUGCAAUUUUUUUAGAGGAAGGUAGAAACAAUGAAAAAUUUGAAUCGCAUCCAAGGCAUCCUGAAGAUUUACCAGCUUAUUUACUAGUUCACAAUAAUUGGUACUAUGGAUUAGAUUUGUUAACUUCACUUAUACUUUUAGCUUUAGCUCUUGUGGAAGAUCCAGCUGUACCAUUAUUUAGAAUACCAGUGUGGGCACAUGGGUCAAUAGAACUUUUUGCUUUAAUGAUUAUAGGCAUUGAAUUAACAUUAAAAUUAAGAUGGAUUGGCUGGGCAACUAUGUUGAAGCAUAAAAGAACAAUGUUAAAGUGUAUUACAUUGGUUAUAAUGUUUUUAGAAGCAAUGACAGUUUUAGUGAGACAGUCAUCACACUUUCGAGUAACACGUGCUUUAAGGCCUAUCUUUUUAAUAGAUACAAAAUGCUUUGGAGGUGUACGAAGAUUUAUAAGACAAAUACUUCAGACGUUACCUCCUAUAUUGGAUAUGUUAGGUCUGCUUUUAUUUUUCAUUACACUUUACACAGUAUUGGGUUAUUAUAUGUUUUCUGAAAUGAACAGAUAUUUUUGUACACUGCAAGAUAGUUUUGUAAGUCUUUUUGUUCUUCUCACCACUGCUAAUUUUCCAGAUGUAAUGAUGCCAUCAUAUUCAAAAAAUAAGUGGUAUGCAAUAUACUUUGUCUCUUAUUUGUCAACAAUGUUAUAUGUGAUGAUGAACUUAAUGUUGGCAGUAGUAAAUGAAACAUUUACAGCUGCCGAAAGAGAUAAAUUUAAAAAGUUAUUUUUGCAUAAAAGAAAAGCAUGCCAGCAUGCCUUUAAGUUAUUAGUCUCAAAACAGAGUCCUGAUAAAAUGCGAUUUCGUCAGUUCGAAGGGUUAAUGCGAUACUACGCUCCAAAUAAAAGUAUAAGAGACAUUGUUUUAAUUUUUCGCCAUCUAAAUGCCUCUGGAACUGGGGUAUUAAGUUCUCAAGAAUUUUUAAAUAUUUAUGACACAAUAACACUUCAGUGGGAACCACAAUAUUCCAGUGUACCUUGGUAUCACGGUGCAUCUCAACCCUUACAAAUCCUCUGCAAUGGAGCUCAUGCUGCUAUCAGAUGGAGCUACUUUGAAACUGUGAUGUACAUAACAAUCGUUGCAAAUGGCAUAGCAAUGAUAAUAAGAAUUCUACAAGGGGGUGAUAUUCUUUACAGUGCACAUCUAUUUGCAGCAUCAUGGGAUACCUUCCUUUUUGGAGGAAUAUUCGUAGCUGAAGCACUCAUUAAAGUACUAGGUCUUGGUACAAGAUGGUACCUAAGCUCUGGAUGGAAUCUUUUUGAUUUAAGCACGUCUGUAAUGACACUUAUUGCUGCUUGUAUUUUACGUCUUUUCCCAUCAGCCACAUUCUUUGUUUUAUUCAGACCACUUAGACUUUUAAGAUUAUUUAAAAUGAAAAAAAGAUACAGAGAUGUGUUUGGCACACUUGUUAUUUUAACUCCUUUAAUGUCUUCUACUGCUGUGGUCAUGCUCGUUUUAUACUACUUUUUUGCUAUUAUCGGAAUGGAACUAUUCGCUGGCUACAAUAUGCGGAAUUGUUGCAAGAAUACAACAGUUGAAGACUUUUACAAGUACUCUGUUAAUGAAAGUACUACAUUGGGAUAUUAUUAUCUAAAUACUUUUGACAAUCUAAUAGCCAGUGGAAUGACACUUUUUGAAUUAACAGUUAUUAAUAACUGGUUCAUAUUAAUGAAUGCAUACGCGUUUACUGUUGGCAUGUAUACAAGAAUAUAUUUUAUGAUAUUUUAUUUGGUAACAAUGAUUGUAUUAACAAUUGUGGUCUCCAGCUUCUUAGAAGCAUUCCGAUUUAGAAUACAUUAUAAGAAAUCGACAUCUAAACGUGAUGAGGAAAAAAUGCUCCACGAAGAAGUGGAACUGAGAUGGGAUGAAUUGCAAUGUAUAAUAGAAGAUUUUCAAAUUUUAGAAAAAUUGAGACCUUCCCUUGUAGUCGGCGGUACCACUGUUUUUAUUGGAUCGCGUCCUCGAACGCGAGAAGUACUACAACGAAAAAUGUAUACAACUGAAAUUAACGAAUGGAUUGAAGAAGCAAAAGAAGCUGAAGGAUUGUAUUUAUCAAAUCCUGUAUAUAACGCAGAUGAAAAUUUUAGGGAGGAUAGAAUAUCUGAAUCAGAUCAUCUUAGAUUAAGAGAAAAUUCACGACCAAUGCAACAAAAUACAUCUAAUGUUGUGUAAUUGUUGAAAAUGAUAAAUUAUUAUUCAAUAAUUUUCAUGUUACAUAUCUUGGCAACGUAUUAAUUUGAAAGAUUGUAACAUAAGAAUACAAUAAUUAGUUAGUGCAAUUAACCAAGAAACAGCAUAAACAUAAUGGCGUAGUAUAUAAUAUUUAUUUGUAUUCACAUAAUAAUAAAAUUUACAUAAAAC
Nomia melanderi (Alkali bee) is the source of this 3034-nucleotide messenger RNA. It is a transcript of the gene Tpcn1, whose product is annotated as two pore segment channel 1. Lineage: Eukaryota; Metazoa; Arthropoda; Insecta; Hymenoptera; Halictidae. Gene Ontology annotation, molecular function: voltage-gated channel activity; monoatomic ion channel activity. The record is from RefSeq and is a predicted model, not a curated record. Gene Ontology annotation, biological process: transmembrane transport; monoatomic ion transport. Gene Ontology annotation, cellular component: lysosomal membrane; endosome membrane.